GCGGGGGCGAGCGCGCCCCGAGCCCCCCUCCACCAUGUUCAACCUGAUGAAGAAGGACAAAGAGAAGGAUGGGGCGCGGAAGGAGAAGAAGGAAAAGAAGGAGAAGAAGGAGCGGAUGUCGGCGGCCGAGCUCAAGAGCCUGGAGGAGAUGAGCAUGCGCAGGGGCUUCUUCAACCUCAACCGCGCCUCCAAGCGGGACUCCAAGGCGCGCCUGGAGAUCUCCAACCCCAUCCCCAUCAAGGUGGCCAGCGGCUCCGACCUGCACCUCACCGACAUCGACUCCGACAGCAACCGGGGCAGCGUCAUCUUGGACUCGGGCCACCUGAGCACGGCCAGCUCCAGCGACGACCUCAAGGUGGACGACGCCAACUUCAAGGGCUCGGUGCUGCAGCGGGCGGCCAAGUUCGGCUCGCUGGCCAAGCAGAACUCGCAGAUGAUCGUCAAACGCUUCUCCUUCUCGCAGAAGAGCCGGGACGAGAGCGCCUCGGAGACCUCCACCCCCUCCGAGCACUCGGCAGCCCCCUCCCCGCAGGUGGAGGUGCGCACGCUGGAGGCUCAGCUCGCCAAGCACGGGACGCCCCCGGGACACCCCCGUACCCCUCCUGCCGCCUCCUUUCGAGCCCGGGUGCCGGAGCUGGUGGGCAAGAGAUUCCCCGCAGACCUGCGGCUGCCCGCCCUGGUGCCCCCGCAGCCCCCUGUGCCACGGCAGCUGGAGCUGCAGAGGCGCAACACCGGCGAUUUUGGCUUCUCCCUGCGCCGCACCACCAUGCUGGACCGUGCCCCCGAUGGGCAGGUGUACCGGCGCGUCGUGCACUUCGCCGAACCCGGUGCCGGCACCAAGGAUUUGGCGCUGGGGCUGGUGCCGGGCGAUCGGCUGGUGGAGAUCAACGGGAGAAACGUGGAGAGCAAAUCCCGGGAUGAGAUCGUGGAGAUGAUCCGGCAGUCGGGGGAGACGGUGCAGCUGAAGGUGCAGCCCAUCCUGGAGCUGAGCGAGCUGAGCCGCUGCUGGCUGCGGGGCGGCGAGGGGACGCGCCGCGCCACCUGGGAUCUGGACCCCGCAGCCUCCGCCCCGGCACCCAGCCAGGUACCGUACCCCUGUCCUCAGGAGCUCUCUGCUUCCACUGGCAACCUCCCGCUGUCCUCUGUCUGCCGCUGGGCUGGCGUCUGCGCCCGCGCCUCGUGCUGGAGCGGACAAGUGGACGAUGUCCUGGCAGCCCCCUUUGGCCCCGUCCCUGCUGCAGCUCAGGCCAAGACGGAGGAGCAGAUAGCUGCCGAGGAGGCUUGGUAUGAGACCGACAAAGUGUGGCUGGUGCACAAGGAUGGCUUCUCCUUGGGCAGCCAGCUGCGGCCGGAGGAGGCCAGCGCCCUGCCCGAGGGCAAGGUGAAGGUGAAGCUGGACCACGACGGAGCCGUCCUGGAGGUGGAGGAGGACGACGUGGAGAAGGCGAACCCUCCAUCCUGCGACCGCGUGGAGGACCUGGCCAGCCUCCUCUACCUCAACGAGUCCAGCGUCCUGCACACGCUGCGGCAGCGCUACGGCGGCAACCUCAUCCACACCUACGCCGGCCCCACCAUGGUCGUCAUCAACCCGCUGAGCUCCCCCUCCAUGUACUCCGAGAAGGUCAUGCACAUGUUCAAGGGGUGCCGCAGGGAGGACACGUCCCCGCACAUCUACGCCGUGGCCCAGGCUGCGUACCGCAGCAUGCUGAUGAGCCGCCAGGACCAGGCGGUCGUGCUGCUGGGCGCCAGCGGCAGCGGCAAGACCACCAACUGCCAGCACCUCGUCCAGUACCUCGCCACCAUCGCCGGCAGCACCGGCAAGGUCUUCUCCGCGGAGAAGUGGCAGGCUCUCUACACCGUCCUGGAGGCUUUUGGCAAUAGCAGCACCAGCAUGAACGGCAACGCCACGCGCUUCUCCCAGAUCAUCUCCCUGGACUUCGACCAGGCUGGGCAGGUGGCGUCCGCCUCCGUACAGACGCUGCUGCUGGAGAAGCUGCGUGUCGCCCGGCGCCCUGCCAACGAGGCCACCUUCAACGUCUUCUACUACCUGCUGGCCUGCCCAGACAGCGCCCUGCGGACUGAGCUCCACUUCAACCACUUGGCGGAGAACAACGUCUUCGGCAUCGUGCCCCUCGCCAAGCCCGAGGAGAAGCAGAAGGCAGCCCAGCAGUUCAACAAGCUGCAGGCUGCCAUGAAGGUGAUGGGCAUCUCCGGCGAUGAGCAGAAAGCCUUCUGGCUCGUCCUGGGGGCCAUUUGUCACCUGGGGGCCGCCGGAGCCACCAAAGACGCCGACGAAGCCGGGAGGAAGCAGUUUGCGCGGCACGAGUGGGCUCAGAAAGCCGCCUACCUGCUGGGCUGCAGCCUGGAGGAGCUCUCCUCCUCCAUCUUCAAGCACCAGCCCAAGGGCACGCUGCAGCGCUCCACCUCCUUCCGACAGGGCCCCGAGGAGCAGGGCAUGGGCGAUGGCACAGGUCCCAAGCUGACGGCGCUGGAGUGCCUGGAGGGCAUGGCCUCGGGAUUGUACUCGGAGCUCUUCACCCUCCUCAUCUCCCUCCUCAACAGGGCGCUCAAGUCCAGCCAGCACUCAGUGUGCUCGGUGACGGUGGUGGACACCCCCGGGGCGCAGAACCCCGAGGUGGCGGGGCAGAGCCGCGGGGCCACCUUCGAGGAGCUGUGCCACAACUACGCCCAGGAGCGCCUGCAGCUCCUCUUCCACCAGCGCACCUUCGCCCAGGAGCUGGAGCGCUACAAGGAGGAAAACAUAGAGCUUGCACUGGCUGACACAGAGCCCGCUACCUGGGGCUCUGUAGCCACUGUAGACCAGCCCUCACACCAGGCACUGGUCCGCUCGCUGGCCCGCACCGACGAGGCACGGGGGCUGCUGUGGCUGCUGGAGGAGGAGGCGCUGCAGCCGGGCGGCAGCGAGGACACCUUGCUGGAGCGGCUCUUCGCCUACUACGGUCCCCAGGAGGGGGGCAAGAAAGGGCACGACCCGCUGCUCCCCAGCGACAAGCCCCGGCACUUCUUCCUGGGCCACAGCUCGGGGACCAACUGGGUGGAGUACGAUGCCACGGGCUGGCUCAACCACGUCAAGCACAACCCGGCCACCCAAAACGCCUCCGUCCUGCUGCAGGAGUCGCAGAAGAAGGUCAUCAGCAGCCUGUUCGCGGGCCGGGGCGGGUCGGCGCUGGUGCUAUCGGGCUCAGUGGCGGGGCUGGAGGGGGGCUCGCAGCUGGCCCUGCGCCGCGCCACCAGCAUGCGCAAGACCUUCACCACCGGUGUGGCCGCCGUCAAAAAGAAGUCGCUGUGCAUCCAGAUCAAGCUGCAAGUGGAUGCGCUCAUCGACAGCAUCAAGAAGUCCAAGCUGCACUUCGUGCACUGCUUCCUGCCCAAGGCGGCGGGGGGCGGCGGGGACCCCCGGGGGCUGCCGUGCCGGCGGGUGAGCGGCAGCGAGCUGGAGCUGCCGGCUGAGCACUGCGAGGCUGCGGGGCUGAUGCAGCUCGACGUGCCCCUGCUGCGCGCCCAGCUCCGCGGCUCCCGCCUGCUGGACGCCCUCCGCAUGUACCGCCAAGGCUACCCCGACCACAUGGUGUUCGCCGAGUUCAGGCGGCGCUUUGACGUCCUGGCCCCGCACCUGACCAAGAAGCACGGGCGCAACUACAUCGUGGUGGACGAGAAGCGGGCAGUGGAGGAGCUCCUGGAGUCGCUGGACCUGGAGAAGAGCAGCUACCACAUGGGCUUGAGCCGGGUGUUUUUCCGGGCGGGCUCGCUGGCCAGGCUGGAGGAGCAGCGGGACGCGCAGACGAGCAGGAACAUCACCCUGUUCCAGGCGGCGUGCAGGGGCUUCCUGGCACGGCAGCUCUUCAAGAAGAGGAAGAUCCAGGAUUUGGCCAUCCGCUGCGUGCAGAAGAACAUCAAGAAGAACAAGGGGGUGAAAGACUGGCCCUGGUGGAAGCUCUUCACCACCGUGCGGCCCCUCAUCGAGGUGCAGCUCACCGAGGACCAGAUCCGGGGCAAAGACGAAGAGAUCCAGCAGCUCAAGAGCAAGCUCGAGAAGGUGGAGAAGGAGCGCAACGAGCUGCGGCUCAACAGCGACCGCCUGGAGAGCAGGAUCACGGAGCUGACGUCGGAGCUGACGGACGAGCGCAACACGGGCGAGUCGGCCUCCCAGCUGCUGGACGCCGAGACGGCCGAGAGGCUCCGGGCCGAGAAGGAGAUGAAGGACCUGCAGGCCAAGUACGAUGCCCUGAAGAAGCAGAUGGAGUCCAUGGAGAUGGAGGUGAUGGAAGCUCGGCUCAUCCGGGCAGCCGAGCUCAACGGCGAGCUGGACGACGAUGAUUCAGGAGGCGAGUGGCGGCUGAAAUAUGAGCGGGCGGUGCGGGAGAUCGACUUCACCAAGAAGCGGCUGCAGCAGGAGCUGGAGGACAAGCUGGAGGUGGAGCAGCAAAGCAAGAGGCAGCUGGAGAGGAGGCUGGCGGACCUGCAGGCGGACAGCGAGGAGGGCCAGCGGGCGCUGCAGCAGCUGAAAAAGAAGUGCCAGCGCCUGGCGUCCGAGCUGCAGGACACCAAGCUGCACCUGGAGGGCCAGCAGGGACGCAACCACGACCUGGAGAAGAAGCAGCGGAGAUUCGACGGCGAGCUCUCGCAGGCGCACGAGGAGGCGCAGCGGGAGAGGCUGCAGCGGGAGAAGCUGAGCCGCGAGAAGGACGUGCUGGUGGCCGAGGUCUUCGGCCUCAAGCAGCUGCUGGAGGAUAAGGACUCGGACAUCGCCGGGCUGACGCAGCGGGCAGAGGCGCUGGAGGCCGAGCUGCAGGACAUCUCCUGCCAGGAAUCGAAGGACGAGGCGUCCCUCGCCAAGGUGAAGAAGCAGCUGCGGGACCUGGAAGCCAAGGUGAAGGACCAGGAGGAGGAACUGGACGAGCAGGCUGGCACCAUCCAGAUGCUGGAGCAGGCCAAGCUGCGGCUCGAGAUGGAGAUGGAGCGGCUGCGGCAGACCCACGCCAAGGAGGUGGAGAGCCGCGACGAGGAGGUGGAGGAGAUUCGGCAGUCGUGCCAGAAGAAGCUGAAGCAGAUGGAGGUGCAGCUGGAGGAGGAGUACGAGGACAAGCAGAAGGUGCUGAGAGAGAAGCGGGAGCUGGAGAGCAAAUUAUCGGCCGUCAGCGACCAGGCCAACCAGAGGGACUUCGAGACGGAGAAGCGCCUGCGCCGCGACCUGAAGAGGACGAAGGCGCUGCUGGCCGACGCGCAGAUCAUGCUGGACCACCUGAAAAACAACGCGCCCAGCAAGAGGGAGAUCGCCCAGCUCAAGAACCAGCUCGAGGAGUCCGAGUUCACCUGCGCGGCCGCCGUCAAGGCCCGCAAGUCCAUGGAGGUGGAGAUUGAAGACCUCCACCUUCAGAUCGAUGACCUCUCCAAAGCCAAGGCAGCCCUGGAAGAGCAGCUGAGCAGGCUGCAGCGGGAGAAGAACGAGGUGCAGAGUCGCCUGGAGGAGGACCAGGAGGACAUGAACGAGCUGAUGAAGAAGCACAAGGCGGCGGUGGCCCAGGCAUCCCGGGACCUGGCGCAGAUGAAUGACCUCCAGGCACAGCUGGAGGAGGUCAACAAGGAGAAGCAGGAGCUGCAGGAGAAGCUACAAGCGCUGCAGAGCCAGCUGGAGUUCCUCGAGCAGUCCAUGGUGGACAAGUCGCUGGUGAGCCGGCAGGAGGCCAAGAUCCGCGAGCUGGAGACCAGGCUGGAGUUCGAGCGGACGCAAGUCAAGCGCCUGGAGAGCCUGGCCACGAGGCUGAAGGAGAACAUGGAGAAGCUGACGGAGGAGAGGGACCAGCGGGCGGCCGCUGAGAACCGGGAGAAGGAGCAGAACAAGCGGCUGCAGCGGCAGCUCCGCGACGUCAAGGAGGAGAUGGGCGAGCUGGCCAAGAAGGAGGCGGAGGCCAGCCGCAAGAAGCACGAGCUGGAGAUGGACCUGGAGAGCCUGGAAGCCGCCAACCAGAGCCUGCAGUCGGACCUGAAGCUGGCCUUCAAGCGCAUCGGGGACCUGCAGGCUGCCAUCGAGGACGAGAUGGAGAGCGACAGCAACGAGGACCUCAUCAACAGCGACGGCGACUCGGACGUGGACUCGGAGCUGGAGGACCGCGUGGAUGGGGUCAAGUCGUGGCUGUCCAAGAACAAAGGCUCCUCCAAAGCGCUCUCGGAUGACGGCAGCCUGAAGAGCAGCAGAUCGGCCCCCGCGGACGGCCCGGAGGCCGAGGAGCGGCCGGUGUCGGUGGCGAGCAGCCUGAGCUAUAGGAAACGGCCCAGCCUCAAGGACUCCAUAGGUGGCCGCGGGGACGAGCAGACCCUUUUCAGCGCGCUGAGCGAGCGGCCCGAGUCCCCCGAGCGCGCUGCCCGCAGGGUGGCCCGCGGCGCCGAGCACGAGGACCGGGCGGCCGUCAUCGCCCGCGCCUUCGCCGACGCCAGCGGCCGGGCUCGGCAAGGGCUGGGCAAGCGGUGGUCCCUCUCGGCUAACACCGAGGGUGACAAAGCCUCCGUCGCCUCCGCCCCGGUGAGCCGGGCCUCCUCGGCCUCCUGGCGCGGGCCGGAGGAUGGGGACGAAGGGGACGAGGGCUGCUCGGUGCUGAGCUUCGCCCUCUCCAGCCCCGGCAGCCUGCGGAGCCGCCGCAGUGGGGUGGAUGGACGCCCCGAAUCGCGGCUUUCCCUCGCACGCAGCCGCCUGGAUGAGGCGGACGAGGUGUCCCGGGGGCAGCCGCCGUUGGGGCGCAGCUUCUCCGUGCCCCCCCGGCCCCGCAGCGCCGCCUCCGAGGAUGGGCCCCCCGGGGAUGCCCGCCCGGUGGGGCACCGCUCCUACCUCGACCCCGACCUGGAGGCUGCCAUCCAGGAGGUGCUGAGCUAUCGCUCGCCGCGGGCCGGGGGCUUUUCCAGCCCCGAGGCCGACUCGGGGGAUGACGGCCGCAGCGUGCGCAGCGUGAAAAGCGCGGCCCCCCUGGGCGCCGCCGACCGAAACCCCGGCAGCCUCCGCCGCUCCGCAUCCGCCCUCGAAGUGUCCCGGUCGUCCCGGCACGCCAGCAGGCACCGGAGCAGCUCUUCCUCGGAGUCCUCCUCCUCCUCGGAGGAAGAGGAGGAGAAGAAGAAGAAGAGCUCCAAGAAGCGCUCCAAGAAGUCCAAGAAGAAAUCCAAGAAGAAGAAGAAGAAGGCGUCCUCCGAAUCGGGCUCCUCCUCUGAUUCCUCCUCCGAUUCCUCCUCCGGCUCCUACCGGAGCACGUCCAGCGUCAAGAAGGGCCCGCGGGCGGCGGGGGGGGGAGGCGAGGAGCCGGCGCGCCCCAGCCGGGGCAAAAAGGAGGAGAAGCAGCGCAAGAAGCAGGUGGACAGCCUGAUGAUGAAGUACCUGUACCGCCCCGAGAGCGACUGAGGCAGGAGCCCCACGGGCUGCCGGAGAUCCUUCACCUACGACCGAUGGGACGAGGACCUGGACGCCACGGAAGGUGCUGAGCGCUCGUCCCGCAGCCCCACCAGCGACGGCGAGACGGAGAGCCGGGCCGCCAAGACCCCCGCGUA
Molecule: messenger RNA, 7551 nt
Organism: Anas platyrhynchos (mallard)
Lineage: Eukaryota; Metazoa; Chordata; Aves; Anseriformes; Anatidae
Source: RefSeq, a predicted model, not a curated record